AUGGAAAAAAGGGAUGUGAGUGAGAUUCAGGAGCAGCCCAUACAACACCCAACAGGGCCAAACAAUGACAGCCAAAGGUCAUUAUUGCAGCUUCUGGCACCUUUUGUUGAUGCGGCUCCACCUGGCAAGUUAAGCGAAGUUGUGUUUUCUCUAAAGAGCCUUUUGAUAAGACUGCUUGCACUUCGAAACCACAGAGCAUCGCCGAACGGCCAAAUCCCUGACGUUGAGCUUCAUGAUUUUCUUCAAAUAUGCCUCCCUGCUCUUUGCCUCCGGCGUAUUCUUCAGAAAAACGGAAGCAUUGUCUCUCUCGCCGCGACGAAGCUACCUCAAGUUAGGGAUCAGCUUUUCCAAGGUAUCAUCUAUCCUGGUGGUGGUAAGGCGAGCAGUGGCCUUGCACAGCGUAAGAUUCAUUUAAUGCUCAGCCGCACUAACCAUCUAUUAUCUUGGGUGAUGAGGGUGAAUAGUAUGAAAAAGGAUGUCGGCGCGAAUGGAUAUGUGUGCGAUGCAAAUCAGCUUUCAAAUGGAAGCGCAUCGUCGUCGUAUCCACAAGGAUCAAUUUUCAGCACCAGUCUUUCUGAUCCCCAUGCUUCACUCUCUGCAGUAGAGGCUUUACUUUCUUAUGGGGACGACGCUAAAAGCGAGAUUAUAUUUCCAUGGCUUAGCGAUCUUACUGAGACCUCCGAUGAUACCCUUGAGAGCAAUGUUCUUCAAUCUUUUUCGACUGAAAUAGGUCGAAUAGGUCGCAAAAUAAGGUUUAACAAUGGCUUUGAAAAGGAUGAUAAUGCUAUGUCCAUUAUGGUGGGAUUGAAGAAAUUUUUCAGUCACGUUCCAUCUAUAUUUGUAGUGGAAGAAAAUGAGGAUGUUGAGGUUUGCGAUGGCGGUGAUAAUUCUUGUUCCUCACAAAAACGUACUUCUAAUAUAGGGGAUGGGGAAGUUGAGGAAGACGAAGAUUUAUUUCGUGAUUUGUAUGCUGUCAGUUAUGGGUUUGACCGAAUUGCGAACGUCUUUUUUGAUCUUCAUUGGGGGCUUUAUGUGGAAGUAGAUGUCAUCAUGGGCCAUUGCAUUCGUGUAAUUUCCUUUAGCGUAGUUGACGAAACCUUUUCAUCUUCUCAAGAUUCACUGGUAUCUUUAUUUUAUGCGUUUCACGAAGAGCUGAAACUUCAGCGUCAAUACGAAUGCAAGGAUGGCGCAAAGGAGGUGGUCGAACCCACAAAGAAUAUAAGUUGUGAGGAAAAUUCUUGGUCUGUAGCUGCAGAUUUUAGUAACGAGCUUGAGGCCAAGAUUCCACUGUUUGAUCCUCUCUUUUUAGGAGUGCGCAAGAAGCUUGAAACGGAACUCCAAACCCAAUCCGAUCUCUUUGACGGGGUCAGUUCUCCGGACGUUUCAGGAAUCAACAAGUUCGAUAAAGGAGAUGUCGUGAGCAGACUGUUGAGGGAGUAUCAUGAGAAAUGGUCAGCCACCGGGGCGACGAGGAUGAAGGGGAGCGACAUUAGCGCGUCGGCGCCACCGUUCGGUUGUCGAUCCAAGGAUCACAUCGCUAUUGGUGUGAAAAAUGCCUUCACGGCGGUGGUCUGGCCGCGUGAAUUUCCCAUCCUCUCCAAGCUGGAUUCCCUCCCCGAAGGUCCCACGCAGGCGGAUCCGCCCAUCGCCCCUACAAGUGUGAAUUCCCAUUUAGCCACUUUUCCCGACCACCUUUCACAGGAUUUGAAUCACUGUAUACACUCGAAGAAACUAUCCGUGUGGCCAUCAAGACUUUCGGUGACCUCCUGCAAAUCCCAGGGGGCGCCUGUGAAGGGCUGGUGUAGUAUAUGGACCUCACACUAUGAGCUAUGUCGUGCUGAUAUGGAUUCGGUUUCGCAAUCUGAAUUUUAUCUCCAUACAUCGUGCGAGGGGGAUUCCAUUCUAGACAACCGCCGUUCAUGUUAUCGCAAGACUUCAUCGUCCGGUGCAGGGGAUUCCCACGGUGCGUCUUCGUUAACACUUCCAGGUAAGGGUUCCAGAGAGCCCAAUCAACGAUGUAAUAUGUUUAAUGAUGGCUUUUCGUCGUCGGAGCCGCCCGAUGCGAUCACGCGAGAAGCUUGUUGGCUUGCCUUUUCCGCUACGAGUGAAGUGUGGCUGUAUUAUAAUGCCACUGCGUGCGCCGGUACUGGUAGCACUAGUACCGAAUUUAUGAAUUCCUCGUCCGAGGAGGGACAGUUUAAUUCCUUGGGCGACCAUCAGGGAACUCUUCCGACAUUUCCUGAAAUUCCUGGAGGUAUGCAUCAGCGGUGGAUUGUAAACCACCCAUCAGAGGGGCUGUCAACGGUGGGCUCUGAUGUUACCACGGUAGCCGACGCUGUGGUUUCCAAAAUCAGCGAGCACGAACGGAUGGUGCGUGAUUCGGUUAUACGUACUUGUAAUGGAAUUCUGAAGUCGAAGCACUCGAUAGGAUUUGGUCAUGUACAUGAGGGAAAAGGGUCCUCUUUGUCAUGUUUAUUACCACGGAGCACUCCAUUUUUUAACCACCAAACACAUUUUGAUCCGAUGCGUUAUGAUGAUAGUAUUUUGAGAGUCUCAUUUCACAUCCCUUCACAGGAAGAAUCAUGA
This is a messenger RNA of Phytomonas sp. Hart1, 2586 nucleotides long. The record is from the annotation of a GenBank genome assembly. NCBI's taxonomy places the organism in Eukaryota, Euglenozoa, Kinetoplastea, Trypanosomatida, Trypanosomatidae.